AUGCGGACACAACACACCGGUGUGAGACUGCUGCUGCUGCUCGUCUGUGCCUCCAUCCUCACCACACAAGUCCUCGCAGGCGGGAAGAAGCACAGCGGCCCAUGUGGGGGGAGAGACUGCAGCGGAGGAUGUCAGUGCUUCCCAGAGAAGGGAGCCAGGGGGUCACCUGGGCCACUCGGGCCACAGGGGCCACAGGGUCCUAAGGGCCGUCAAGGAGAGCCAGGUAUUGAGGGCCAAAAAGGACAAAAAGGAGACCGAGGACGAGGGGGGAUCAUGGGCCCAAAAGGCAGUGUGGGAAUGACUGGUGUUCCUGGUUUCUCUGGAAAUGAUGGAAUACCAGGUCACCCUGGACAAGCAGGACCCAGAGGAAAGGCCGGGGCAGAUGGCUGUAAUGGGACUCAGGGAGAAACAGGACGACCAGGACAUGUCGGAUACAAUGGGGCUCCUGGAUCACCUGGUUUUCCCGGUCGAAAAGGAGAGAAGGGGGACUCCCUUGAGCUGAGUGUCUUCAUGCAACGUUUCAGGGGAGAUCCAGGUACCCCAGGACUCCAUGGAAUUUUUGGACCUGUUGGAAACCCUGGCUGGCCCGGAAGCAAAGGUGUACAUGGACCAAAGGGCCCUCCUGGUCCGCCGGGCCCCCGCGGAUCAAAGGGAACAAUGACCAAAGUCUUCAAAGGAGUCAAAGGAGAAUCAGGCGAGACUGGACCUCCUGGGUAUCCAGGAAACUCUACACAUCAGCAAAAGCAACCUGAGGAUGCCCCAUCGGGACCACAGGGUGAAAAGGGUUUUAAAGGAGAAGAAGGAGAUCAAGCCGACAACAGAGGGGAAACUGGCGUGAUGGGGUUCCCCGGCCCGCGGGGCCCACCUGGCGUCGAUGGCUUCCCUGGACUGAGAGGGGAGCCGGGUGAUCCAGGUCCAAGUGGCAGAGCUGGUUCAAAAGGAGAUAGAGGAGAAGCUGGAGAGCUGAUCUCGUCCGGAUCUUUGUGGCCUUGGUCUCCAUCAGCUGGUCCACCUGGGCCUCGUGGUGAAACAGGACCACAAGGAGAGAGAGGCCUGACUGGAGACUAUGGCAUACCAGGACCCCGAGGACAGCCCGCCAUUGACUCGCAGCAACAGAUGUUUGAAUUUUUUGGUCAAUUUGGUGAGAGGGGGGAACACGGAGACCCAGGCCCGUUUGGAGAACCAGGGGUUCCAGCCGCAAGCCCAGGACCUAAAGGAGUGAGAGGUAGACCAGGAGACAAAGGCCAGCCCGGACCACUGGGAUCAUUGAGUGAACACUUCAGAGGAGCUCCAGGAGGAAGAGGACGGCCAGGAAACGCUGGACUCAAAGGAACUAAAGGUGACCAUGGCGAAUGUCAGUGUAGCUCUGCAAACUCUCCUACUGGUCCCCAAGGGCCGGCUGGAGAGCAGGGUGACCCGGGCAUGACAGGAGAGUAUGGCCGAGAGGGAGAUGCUGGAGACCCAGGCUUUAAGGGGACUGAUGGAUUACCUGGGUUUCCGGGAGUUGACGGAGAGCCAGGUCCUCAGGGCAGAAAGGGCGAUCUGUUCAUGGCCACAGUGAAAGGACCGACUGGUGAUCUCGGAGACCCAGGCAUCGAAGGAGAGUCAGGAGCCAUAGGGGCUCCAGGUCCAAAUGGACUUCCUGGUUUUCCAGGGAGUCGGGGUCUUCCUGGCGAGGCAGUCAGAGGAGAACAUGGAGAAAAGGGAUUUCCUGGUCGGAGGGGGCAACCUGGUGCUCCAGGCCUGAGUGGAGAGCCAGGACAAGUCCUUGGUGGAGUCAAAGGACAACGAGGCUUACCUGGAGACGAUGGUCUCCCAGGGUGGUCUGGAGUGGCAGGAACACCUGGUGCACCAGGCGGCUGUAGUCCGACAACAGACGGAGAACAGGUCGAUGUAACAGGUCUCUGUGAAACGUACCCCGGCCCCCCUGGAUUACCUGGAUUGCCCGGACCUCAUGGACUUCCUGGUUUACAUGGACCUCAAGGCGAAAAAGGCCCUCCCGGUUUGUUUGGAAUUUUAGGAGAAAAGGGAGAGCAGGGUGACCAAGGUCGAGGUGGUCUCCCAGGGCCUCCAGGUUUCCCUGGACCACGGGGUGAGCACGGGCAUCCAGGGGCCAAAGGCAUUACGGGGAACCGCGGGGUGGCAGGGAAACCUGGACGAUAUGGAGCGCAGGGAGAAAAGGGCGCUCAUGGAGACAUUAUUGGAGCCAUGCCUGGUCCCCCUGGUGAGCCUGGAAACCCUGGUCCGAUAGGGGAGAAAGGUCUGAUAGGAGACGAAGGCGGGCCUGGAUACACAGGCAUGAUUGGUAUGCCUGGCAUGAUUGGGAUCAAGGGAGAGAGCGGUCCUGCUGGUCUACAGGGUGAGCAGGGCAGACCUGGACCUGCAGGGAAGUAUGGUUACCCUGGUGACAAUGGGAGUGUGGGUCCCGCUGGUUUUCGGGGGAGCAUUGGACUGCCAGGCUUCACAGGUGAAAGGGGAACAGAGGGUGACCCAGGACCCCCAGGGCCCACAGGGCUGAAGGGAAUCCCUGGGAACUUUGGUGAAGUGGGCUUCGCUGGAAAUGAGGGUGUGCCCGGAGAUGCAGGUUCUCCUGGUUUGCCUGGAGAGCCAGGACUUCCAGGAAUUAAAGGCUACAAAGGUUCCCCGGGAAUGUCUGGGUUUGAAGGCCGCAGGGGUGAUUUUGGUGAAAAAGGUUUGAUUGGGGUCAAAGGAGAGACUGGGUUUCCAGGAGAAAGUGGUCCAAAAGGACUGCUAGGCUUCAGAGGAGAGAAAGGGGCUCGAGGGCUGGACGGCCCACCGGGAGAGAAGCCGCAUAUCCCACAGACUAUAAUUGUUGACAUGAAAGGAACCAAAGGAGAUCGUGGGAGUGCGGGGACUCACGGUUUUACUGGGUCCAGAGGUGCAAAAGGAUUCCCAGGCGUCCCAGGAAUGGAGGGGCACCCUGGUUUACCUGGAGAGCCCAGCUAUGAGAAAGGGCAUCAAGGAAACCCAGGUGCUCAGGGACUUCCAGGAAUAAAAGGAAUGCCAGGUAUCCCUGGAAACAGAGGGAUUACUGGGUUUGAAGGAAUGCCUGGGGACAAGGGCAUUAAAGGAAGUACAGGAGCAUAUGGUGCAUCAGGAGACUCUGGAUGGAAGGGAAUCAAAGGAAAUGCUGGAGCUCGUAUUGAUCUCCCAGGGUCUCCAGGUCUAAGAGGAGAAUUUGGUUUGCCGGGAGAGCCAGGUGAAAAGGGGUUGUUUGGAGUCACAGGCAGCAGGGGAACCCCUGGGUUUGAUGGUAUCGAAGGCAGACGUGGGUUUAGAGGAGAUGGGGGUGAUGCAGGAAACCAAGGCUCAGAUGGACAAAAAGGAAGCCCUGGGAAACAGGGGCUUAAAGGAUCCCCCGGAUUACCAGGGAAAGAUGGACUUCCUGGCUUUCCUGGUCACCUAGGAAACAAAGGUUUUCCUGGUCUGAAGGGGCUGUACGGGUUGCAUGGGCUGAAAGGACAAAAGGGUCUUCCUGGAACCCCAGGAUUUGAUACAUUUGGACCAGAUGGAGAAACUGGCAUGAAGGGCCUGACAGGAGACAGUGGUGAACCGAACAAGGAGAAAGGUCUUCCAGGAACUAAAGGUUUACAGGGAUUCCCAGGACUUAUUGGUGACCAAGGCCAACCGGGACCACCAGGGUUUAGGGGCCCAGAGGGACCAGAUGGCACCGCUGAUAUAAAGGGUUCAUUGGGGGAGACUGGUUCCAAAGGAUUGAAAGGAUAUGAAGGUUUCCCUGGGGUGAGGGGUCUUCCUGGUGCCAGUGCGACCCCUGGAGAAAAAGGAAUACCUGGACCAAAUGGUUUUCCAGGAGUCCGAGGGUUUAAAGGGUUCAAGGGAGAGCAAGGUUCUCCAGGGUACAGAGGGCCUAAUGGCAUUUCAGGGAAAAAAGGAGCCAGAGGGGACCAGGGUCUCAUGGGCCUGCCUGGUGUAGGAGGGGUGAAAGGUGAACGAGGACCAGUGGGGCCAAAAGGAAGCAAAGGAAUCCCAGGUUCCCCUGGACCUGAAGGGGAUCAAGGGCCUGCUCCGCUGCCAAUCAAAAUCCCAGGUGAAAGGGGUCCGCCAGGGCCACAGGGCAUCCUGGGACCAAAGGGAGUCAAAGGAGAGUCCGGUCAGCAGGGGCCGCCUGGAGAUCCAGGUUACUUAGGGACUUCUGGUGUGAAGGGGAUGCCUGGUGUUAGCGGCCGCCCAGGAACACCUGGUUUCCGUGGCGAUGUAGGUCAAGAGGGACACCCUGGUUUACAAGGAAUGGAAGGUCCCCGUGGCAGAGCUGGUGUCCCUGGUUUACCUGGCAUGCCAGGGCGCAGUGUCAGUGUGGGCUACCUGCUGGUCAAACACAGUCAAACAGAUCAUACCCCCAUGUGUCCUGUGGGCAUGGCCAAACUCUGGGAUGGAUAUAGUUUGCUAUACUUUGAGGGCCAGGAAAAGGCUCACAACCAGGAUCUUGGUUUAGCUGGCUCUUGUCUACCAAAGUUCAGCACCAUGCCGUUCUUAUACUGUAAUCCCGGAGACAUAUGUUAUUACGCCAGCAGAAAUGACAAGUCCUACUGGCUGUCGACCACGGCCCCUCUUCCCAUGAUGCCAGUGGAGGAGGGCGACAUCAAGCCGUACAUCAGCCGCUGCUCUGUGUGCGAGGCUCCUUCUGUGGCUAUAGCGGUCCACAGCCAGGAUAUCACCAUCCCACAGUGCCCGGUUGGGUGGCGAAGUUUAUGGAUCGGAUACUCGUUUCUCAUGCACACUGCUGCUGGAAAUGAAGGCGGGGGGCAGUCGCUGUCUUCCCCCGGCUCCUGUUUGGAGGACUUCAGGACCACACCGUUUCUUGAAUGCAAUGGAGCCAAAGGCACCUGUCACUAUUUUGCAAACAAACACAGUUUCUGGCUGACGUCCAUAGACCAGUCCUUCCACAGUGAACCAGCAGCAGAGACACUAAAAGCUGGACAACUUCUGUCCCGCAUCAGCCGCUGUCAGGUCUGCAUGAAGAACUUGUGA
Molecule: messenger RNA, 5010 nt
Organism: Knipowitschia caucasica
Lineage: Eukaryota; Metazoa; Chordata; Actinopteri; Gobiiformes; Gobiidae
Source: the annotation of a GenBank genome assembly